CGCAGAGUGCGCGGGCUGGAUUUAAUCAAAGCCGGGAAACGACCUCGGAAGGGAUUACGGUUGAGUGGGCACCGCAGUUAUGUCACAGCCAGCCCCUGUGAAAAAGAAGCGUCCUCCAGUGAAGGAAGAAGACCUCAAAGGAGCCAGAGGAAACCUUUCCAAAAACCAGGAAAUUAAAUCCAAAACCUACCAAGUAAUGAAGCAGUGUGAACAAAUGGGCUCUGUGGCACCCUCCAUAUUCAGCCGGGAUCGGACAGGAGGUGAAACGGUCUUUGAGAAACCAAAAGAGCAGCCGGCCAAGAGCGUCUUCGGCUGACGACGGAGCUGAAUGUGUCUUCCCCAGAUGGUGGCUAUAACGUUUUCCCAGAUUUUUGCCUUUUACACUAAAGUCAAUGUAGACCUAAGUAGCUAAUUUCGACUGUAAGCCAUUAAGUAGGGAAUAGACUCAU
Apaloderma vittatum (bar-tailed trogon) is the source of this 449-nucleotide messenger RNA. It is a transcript of the gene MUSTN1, whose product is annotated as musculoskeletal, embryonic nuclear protein 1. The transcript has 3 exons. Gene Ontology annotation, biological process: chondrocyte differentiation; tissue regeneration; chondrocyte proliferation. The coding region runs from base 80 to 316 and encodes 78 amino acids. The record is from RefSeq and is a predicted model, not a curated record. Lineage: Eukaryota; Metazoa; Chordata; Aves; Trogoniformes; Trogonidae. Gene Ontology annotation, cellular component: nucleus.